CACCAGGUGGCGAUACUGAGUCUUCCUGUGACGACUUCCGUGUAAUUUCCAAGAUGGCCGCUUGCAUCGCACACGAUUUUGUCGCGCACAUUGCAUCUAUGUCCAUAUCUACAAACAUGUAUUCGUACUAGUAGUUUCUGUAUUGUUUUAAAUUUUGUUGUCGACGGUGAACUGGUUGGUGAGUUAUUACCGAGCCAAAAAUAGUAGAAUCGGCGUGCUAUUACGUGCUUAUUGACAUUAGCGAGGCAGUAGCUAGCCAUGCCAGCACAUACUCUGUACGUCGGUUCGCUGCCAGAAUCUGCUUCAAACGAACGCCUCGAGGAAAUUUUCUCCGAGAUUGGUCCUGUCAAGCAGUGCUUCGUGGUCAAAGAGAAAGGCUUAGCAAAAUGUCGGGGUUUUGGCUAUGUCAUAUAUGCCAUGGAAGAAGAUGCACUGCGAGCACUGAAAGAAAUAAAGGAUUACGAUGGAAAGAAGCUGAUUAUUUCGGUGGCAAAGAAGAAAUUGAAAGACACGAAGAAAACAGCUACAAAGGAAGCAGCAGCAGCACCACCACCACCACCACCGACAAAAAAGGAAACAGACAAGAAAUCCCAAAACAUAAAGAAGCAGAACUUGAAAGCUCGACUCAUCAUUAGGAACCUCAGUUUCAAGUGCUCUGAGGAUGAUUUGAAGCAAGUUUUUGCCAAGUUUGGAUCAGUUCUUGCAGCUAAAAUCCCCCUCAAGCCAGAUGGUAAGAUGCGAGGAUUUGCAUUUGUUCAGUUUAAGACUGUGUGCGAGGCAUCCAUAGCGCUUCGAGCCAUGAACCUGAAAGAGAUAAAAGGUCGGCAAGUGGCUGUGGACUGGGCUGUGCCGAAGGACAAGUAUGUUGCCAUGCAGGCGACCUCCAGUCCAAGGACGACUACAACUGAAGGCAGCUCUGCAAAACAAUCAGAGCCUCAGUCAGAUAACGAAGACCCAGAUGAGGAAAAGAAUCAAGCCACCAGUAGCAAGUACAAGCUUCAAAGGGUUGGCGCUAAAAAAUCUGCACCACCAAUGGAGGAUUCACAGUCAGAUGAUGAUGAUGAUGAUGACGAAGAAGAAGAAGAUGAUGAUGAUGAUGAUGAUGGAGACAGUGAAGAUGAUGAGGAUAUUGAUGACAAAGAGUCCCAGGAGGGAGAAGAAGACGACGAGUCCGACAAUAGCCUCGAUUCAGAGGAGGAUGCGAAUGACAGUCAUGAUGAAGAUGAGGCAGAAGAUGACAAAUCAGCUCGCAAGAAAACAAAGAAGCUGCUCCCGUCAGAUGUGCAAGAGGGCAGAACAAUUUUUAUCAGGAACUUGUCCUUUGACACAGAAGAAGAAGCCUUGGAAAAAGUUAUUCUCCAGUACGGAGAUCUGAACUACAUAAAGAUUGUUUUCCAUCCAGACACAGGACAUUCAAAAGGCUGUGCGUUUGCUCAGUUUAAAACAAAAGAGGCAGCGGAUAGAUGCAUAGCUGCAGCACAGGAUGAAGCAGAGGCUAGCGGCAUCCGGGUGGACGGUCGAAAGCUGCUGAUUGUGGCUGCAGUGAGCAAAGAUGACGCGGCCAAGCUGAAGGUCAAUAAUAAAGUCAAAGUGCAGACGGGCACCAGGAACUUGUAUCUGGCCAGAGAAGGAUUGAUCCGUGCUGGAACCACAGCAGCAGAGGGCGUCCCUGAAGCAGACAUGAUUAAGAGAGCCAGAUUUGAAGAAGUAAAAAGGACAAAGCUCCGGGACAUCAAUGUCUUUGUGUCCAAGACUCGUCUGUGCGUCCACAACUUGCCAAAGUCUGUAGACAUCAAAAAGCUGCGAGCGCUGUGUCUCCAAGCAGUGAAGGAACCCAAAGGAGUGCGGAUAUCAGAGUGUCGCAUCAUUUAUGACAAGAAGCCUGAGAAGGGUCAGGUGAUGGGCCAGUCUCUAGGUUAUGGCUUUGUCCAAUUUCAGGAGCACGAACAUGCUCUCGCGACACUUCGCUACCUCAACAACAACCCCAACAUCUUUGGCCCACAUAAGAGACCCAUUGUUGAAUUUUCUCUGGAGGAUUCUCGGAAACUCAAAAUGAAAGAAAUGCAGCGACAAAAAAAUAAGGAACAUUGCAAAAAACAGACUGGAAAAGUCAGCACGUCAUCUCAGGUAUCAACAAGCAGAGACGGGAAAGGAAUCAAACAUUUUGACACUCAAGUUACGUCCCCAAUGCAGAAGCCUGGAAAGAGGAAAGCUCAUCAUGACAACCCAACUCAAGAGGUGAGACCCAACUCACACAGCGGUUUCCAGUCCAAGCCUGAGGUGGAGCACGUUGAUUUGGAUAACGGAAAGAAACGGAGGAAAGUUCUGGUGUUUCCUUCUCAUCGGGGGCCGAAGAUCAGAUUGCGUGACAAAGGGAAGCAAAGGGCUCCGCCCCCCAAGAAAGUACAGCAAAAAGGCAGCAGGAAAGAACGCCAAAAACGACUAUUGGAGAAGCCCACACAUCCAAAAAAUCAGAAGAGUAAGGCUCCAAAGAGCAGGGGCGGGGACCGCUUUGACAACCUGGUGGAGCAGUAUAAGAAGAAACUUCUCUCUAAAAGUGACAAAACCUCCAGUAUGAGAAAAAACAAGUGGUUUGAUAGUUAGUUGCUUAAUUUAAACAUGUAUUUUCAAACAACAUAAUUCAAGUGAUGCUGAUUUAAUAAUGUGGUGCCAGUUUGCACAAUAUAUUUGUAUGAAACCUUCGUGUUUCACUAAGUUGUCGCAUCCACCAGUGAAAGCACACUUAUGUAAGAGUUUUACUUGUCAGCUGGCUUUUUAUUAAACAUAUCAAAACAA
Messenger RNA from Doryrhamphus excisus (bluestripe pipefish), 2796 nucleotides. RefSeq names its product RNA binding motif protein 28 (gene rbm28). The record is from RefSeq and is a predicted model, not a curated record. NCBI's taxonomy places the organism in Eukaryota, Metazoa, Chordata, Actinopteri, Syngnathiformes, Syngnathidae. Gene Ontology annotation, cellular component: nucleolus. Gene Ontology annotation, molecular function: mRNA binding.